Messenger RNA from Haplochromis burtoni (Burton's mouthbrooder), 4365 nucleotides. RefSeq names its product aldehyde dehydrogenase 8 family, member A1 (gene aldh8a1). Gene Ontology annotation, biological process: retinoic acid metabolic process. The transcript has 7 exons. The record is from RefSeq and is a predicted model, not a curated record. Bases 2769 to 4241 code for a protein of 490 amino acids. Gene Ontology annotation, molecular function: retinal dehydrogenase (NAD+) activity. Lineage: Eukaryota; Metazoa; Chordata; Actinopteri; Cichliformes; Cichlidae.
AAGUGUUGCAUGUGAAGUUGAACAAAGCUUGGCUUUUGUCCUGACAGUCUCACAGCUAGAAUGUAAAUGCCGGCUUAAUAAUGUGAAAUAAUUUUACAAAAUGCUCACAAUUGUGACCCCCACACACUUUUUUUUUUUUUUUUAAGCUCUGACGCAUGUUGACGAACAACCUACUCAUUGUCACCUCUAAUUGCGCACAAUUUAGGGUGAGAGUUCAAUGAGAGUUAAGUUUCCAUUCUCUUUUUCUCUUUGGAAAAAACAGAAAUAUCAUGGUUGUUUUUUUGCGUAGGUGCUAAUGUGACGUUCCCUGAGGUAAAACGGCUGAAGAGAUGAAAUAUGAAAGGACGAACGUGUUUUGUAGAGCAAGUAUACAAGAAUUCUCCAAACACAAACACAAUGAUUCAUUCAAAAACUGCUGAACGAUAUGUUCAGCAGUUUUUGUCACUGUUAACAAAUGCAUGCGGGCCAUGACCAUGUAACUUCUUAGUAUCUUCUUUUAGUCCAUUCUGUUACAUUUUCUUGUGAUUUUUGCCAGCUUAUAGACCGCAAUGACAUGAUAGCAUCACACAGUUGUUGCAGAUUUAUCAGUUGCAAAUCUGUAAUGCAAAUCCCAUUCCUCCACAUCCCAAAGAUGCUCUAUUGCAAAACCUGUUAGUUGUUAUCUUGCUUGAAGCAGCCAGCACAAGAUGUGUACGUUGUGAUUCUAAAGAGAUAGACAUGAUCAGCAACAAUUCUGGGAUAGGCUGUGGGGUUUUAAACAAUGCUGUCAGGAUUAGAACCCGGUGUGGUCUGCUGCUGCAGCCCAUCUGCUUCAAGGUUCAGUGUGCAAGUUCAGAGGUUCUUUUCUGCAGACUUUGAUUGUAACAAGUAGAGUUAUUGUGAUAAACAUCAACAAGACAUUUUCACCCAAAGAGCUGCCGCUUUGGAUAUUUUCUCUAUCAGGCCAUCCUUUGUAAGCCCUGGAGAUCAGCAGUUUCUGGAAUACUCAAACCAGCAUGUCUGGCACCAACAAGCAUGCCCUAUUUAAAGUCCCUUAAAUCCCUUUUCUUCCCCAUCCUGAUGCUCAGUUAACUUCAGCAGAUUGUUUUGAUCAUGUCUACAUGAGUAACUGUACAAGGUGAUGCCACUGUAUGAUUGGAUACUUACAUUAAUAUAAAUGAAUGUACAUAAAUAUUAUAAUGAACUACAUAGGUGUAAACUGUAUAUGUAUGCUUUGGGAUUUAACUUCAUGGAUCUGGUGUCCAUGUCAGUAAGUGAUCUUUAAGUCAUUUACAGGCCUCAGGAAGAAAUCCUGCACUAGUGAGCAACUCAGCGUGAAAGUUGCUUAGUUGCCACAGGAUGUUAGUGGUCAUUACGCAGACACGCUACUCACCUUACAGGAAAAUAUAUGUGCUGCAAAAAAAAACCAAAAAAAAAAAAACAGGAGUAGGAAAACGAUGAGAACUUUGGUUAGUGGUAUGAGUUUUUUGGCUCGUAUCAUAAUAGUGAAUCACGUUCUCUGUAAGUGGAUGAGUAAUGUGAUGGCUUCGUGGGCAGUCACCUUUGAAUCAGCACUUCCUCAAGGAGUUGUGUACACAAAUACAGUUGAAAGCACUUUAGGUGCUGUAAAUUAUGUUAAUGUUUUUUGUUUUUGUUUAAAAAAACACAGUUAUAUCUUUUCAUUGAGGUUCAGAUAUUAGCAGUGUUGGAUUACAACCAUGUACACAUUGUACAGUCACAGAAAUAUAGCCACAGUUAUAAAGGUGCAAAAAUGUCCGUCUGUAAGGCAAAAUAGCAGAGACAUCUCUUCUCCAGGUAUCACUAAACUCACCGUUUGGACUUGGCGGCUGACUGUGAACCAACACAUUUCCUUUUGCUUUGCUAUUUGCGAGUAGGGUCAUGCUUUAGAGCUACGCAAGCUGAUGAAUGACCUCUUUUUAGUUUCAAAGAGACAUGAAGGGUAUUUCCCAAAGCCUGACCUGCAUAGAUCCAUCCUCUUGGUCUCCUCCUCAGUCAUACCGGUUACAUGAUUGCCUCAGAAGCGCUAUGCACUAAACCGUGAACUGAAUGAUCAAAUUGAGCUAGCGCUACAAAAACUUAUGAGGGGUGUGGAUGCUUACGUUUUUUUUUAUGACCAAAAAGUAUGAAUUAGUGUAAUUUAUAGUUAUAAUUUGAAGCAUAUCAGUAGAAUUCAACUAAGGGGGUACAGUGACAUCCCUCGGCUGCCCUGGACCUCCAAGGCCCAUCCAAGAUUGUGAGGCCAUGCAUGCAAUGUCCAUUUAAACUUCUAGACAAGUAAAUAGUGUCAUGCGACAUAUACCUGACAUUUUGUGUCCGUCUUUCUGAAACAAAACGGCUUCACCUCAUUCAUUUAACCACCAGCAGGAGUAGAUCACCCAGUUUUAUGAUAUAUGAAGCAGCCUGUGAGAAUAAACAUAAAACUUUUCAGACCUCUGCAGUUUUUCUAAACACACCUAAAGUCACUCAGAUGCUUGAAUAUUGUCUAUGAACACUGGAAAGCCACAUUUAUCUGAACUUUGUGUUGAGCAGACAUAUUGCCAUGAUAUUAAUUAAGGUUCUCUUUAAGAUACUGUGUGUAGAAAAAGUGUUUAUUCUUUCAGGCUCAAAGAUCUGUGUGAAUAAGGUCUGAUAAAGAGUUAGGCAAUAGGAUCAUCAGAGAGUAAGCCCCUCCUUUGGAGGCCCAGUGUUUGUCAGGUUAGCAGUACGUGCAGUCAUCGUUUCCUCUGGGAAGUGAACUGGUGUUACUUUGGCGCCUGUAAUUAACAAGCAUGUCGAAAACGUCAGAAGAGCGCUCACUUUUGGUUCUGGAGAACUACAUCGGAGGAAAGUUCGUCUCUUGUCGGAGUUACAUCGACUCCUACGACCCGUCAACUGGCGAGGUCUACUGCAAAGUGCCGGACAGUGGCAAGGAGGAGGUGGAUGCAGCAGUGGCAGCAGCUAAAGAAGCGUUCCCCGAAUGGUCUGCAUGCAGCCCAGAGCAGCGAGCGAAGAUCCUCCACAAACUGGCUGACCUGAUUGAGGCCAACCUUGAGGAGUUUGCACAAGCUGAGUCCAAAGACCAAGGUAAAACGAUAACAGCUGCACGGACUGUGGAUAUUCCCCGGGCAGCGUACAACUUCCGCUUCUUUUCGACAUCCAUGCUUCACCACACCACCGACUGCAGCCCAAUGGACCACAUGGGCUGCCUGAACUACACUGUCCGCUGCCCCGUGGGAGUGGCUGGUUUGAUCAGUCCCUGGAAUCUGCCCCUGUACCUUCUGACCUGGAAGAUUGCACCUGCAAUCGCUGCAGGCAACACAGUGGUGGCCAAACCCAGCGAGAUGACCUCUGUGACCGCCUGGAUGCUGUGCAAGUUGAUGCAGCAAGCAGGUGUUCCUCCCGGUGUCGUCAACAUCGUAUUUGGCAGUGGUCCAAGAGCCGGUGACGCGCUUGUUAGUCACCCCGAGGUCCCUUUAAUCUCCUUCACUGGGUCCACAGCCACUGCCCAGCGCAUUACCGAGCGGAGCGCCCCCUACUGUAAGAAGCUCUCACUGGAGCUGGGAGGCAAAAACCCAGCUAUUAUUUUUGCUGACGCAGACUUAGACCAGUGCAUCGAGACCACAGUCCGAUCCAGCUUUCUCAAUCAGGGUGAAGUCUGCCUGUGUACCAGCAGGAUUUAUGUAGAGAGGAGUAUUUACUCGGAGUUCCUGGAAAGGUUUGUGGCUGCGGCUAAGAAGUGGAAGACUGGUGUCCCCUCUGACCCCAGCAGCAAAAAUGGAGCGCUCAUCAGUAAAGAACACCUGGAGAAGGUUCGUAGCUAUAUAGCCCUUGCCAAAUCAGAAGGUGGCAUAAUUCACUGCGGUGAGGGGCUCGACCAGCUGGACCUCCCGCAGCGCAACAAGUCUGGAUACUUCAUGCCGACGACGGUCAUCACAGGCAUAUCUGACAGCUCCCGUGUCAUGCAGGAGGAGAUCUUUGGUCCCGUCACCUGCAUCAGCCCUUUUGAUACUGAGGAUGAAGCUGUUGCCAGGGGCAAUGGUGUACGUUACGGUCUGUCAGCCACAGUGUGGUCCAAGGAUGUGGGGAAGGUUCACAGGGUGGCCCAGCAGUUACAAGCAGGUCUGGUGUGGACCAACUGCUGGCUGGUGAGAGAUCUGAACCUCCCAUUUGGAGGAAUGAAGAACUCUGGUGUGGGAAGGGAGGGAGGAAAAGAUUCCUAUCACUUCUUCACAGAGGUGAAGAGUAUCACUAUCAAGCACUGAGAGAGGAAAGUUUGUUUAUUUGUAGAAUACAAAAGUCAAAAAUGUCUGGAGCGACAAAUAUAAGAAAACAAUCAAAUCCAAUAUAAAUUUGCCACUAUUUGCCAAUAAAGUUGCUGAAAUUGCA